AUGGUAUUAAGGAAGGGGAGAGAGAUAAAUGAGGAAGAGAUACAAACUGACAAUGAGAGGGUUGCUGUGGUGCCAACAACAGCAGAUUAUUCAACAGAAGUUGGUCAACCAGUUUCUGAUGGUGAAGUUGUGAAGAAAGAACAGACAAUGGUUAACACAGAAUAUGAAGGGUGCAUUGGAGUUGAACAGACAACUUUUGAGGAAGUUGCAGGGAAUAAUGUGAAGGAACAAUUUUGUGAGGAGGAAAAGAAAGUACAUUGUGAGGAAACACCAAAUACUCCAGACCUUGUUUUCAGUUACAGUAUAACAAGAGGAUGUGCUGAUAAACUUUACAAAAAGGUGGUUCCAGCUAGAUCAAAUAAAGCCCAGUGUAAAAAUUUAGAUUUACAUAUUUGCAAACCAACACCAAAAGCCGAGGCAUGUGAACUAGUCUAUGAUCAUCCAAAAGGUUCAAAGAAAAGGAAGGAGAUUGAAGAUGAAUCUAGUACAAGGGAAAAAUACCCAGUCAAGAAAGCUAGGACUGACAGCUGCUCACAAAGCUUUACAGAACAGCGCUAUUAUAGUAUUAUGAGAAAAUUGCGGGAGGAACAGCCUUUCUCCUUCAGUCAUUUCUUUGGUAUUCCAUUUAAAGUAUACCAUACUCCUGAACUAUUUGAUCCCUCUGACAUGACAAGAUUUGUACAUGUAGUCAUCCUUAGUUAUGCUAUGCAAAUCAUUUUUGACUCUCAUUCAGAAAAUCAAAGUAAUUUCAAUGAAGAUCAAGAGGAUGUUACAGACAGAUCUAAGACAACUUAUUACGAUUUAGACCUACUGAAUGUGAAUGAAAACAAUCAACAAUUGAAUCAUGAUUUAGAAAUGUUGAAUGAUGGCAACCAUGAUUUAGACCAGUUGAAUGAUGGCAACCUUUAUGUAGACCAGUUGAAUGAUGGCAAUGUUGAUGUAGACCACUUGAAUGAUGGCAGCCAUGAUUUAGACCAUUUGAAUGAUGGCAACCUUGAUGUAGACCACUUGAAUGAUGGCAACCUUGAUUUAGACCACUUGAAUGAUGGUAACCUUGAUGUAGACCACUUGAAUGAUGGCAACCUUGAUUUAGACCAGAUGAAUGAUGGCAACCUUGAUGUAGACCACUUGAAUGAUGGCAACCAUGAUUUAGACCAGUUGAAUGAUGGCAAUCUUUAUGUAGACCAGUUGAAUGAUGGCAACCUUGAUUUAGACCACUUGAAUGAUGGCAGCCAUGAUUUAGACCACUUGAAUGAUGGCAACCUUGAUGUUGACCAGUUGAAUGAUGGCAACCUUGAUGUAGACCACUUAAAUGAUGGCAACCAUGAUAUAGACCACUUGAAUUAUGGCAACCUUGAUGUAGACCAGUUGAAUGAUGGCAACCAUGAUUUAGACAACUUGAAUGAUGGCAACCAUGAUUUAGACCACUUGAAUGAUGGCAGCCUUGAUGUAGACCAGUUGAAUGAGGGCAGUCAUGAUUUAGACCACUUGAAUGAUGGCAGCCUUGAUGUAGACCAGUUGAAUGAGGGCAGUCAUGAUUUAGAUCAAUUCAAUAAAGGUAAACAUGAUGUAGAGCAGUUGAAUGAUGACAACAAUGAUUUAGACCAGUUACAUGAUAAUCAAUGUAUAGUACAUUCAAAUGUUGACAAUCUUCAUACAAAUCAGUCUAAUAUAGAUAAACAAUAUCCUCAGCAGUCUGCAAGAAAAUCUAAAACAGGGAAAAGGAAGUUCAAUGCACUCGGAUGUAAAGUAUCAGACAUAUCAUCUGUUGAAAGUACAUCAGAAAGUGAAACUGUUGAUUCACCACAAGAAGAAACAAAGUCUAAGAAAAGUAGAAAAAAUACACAUUUUGAAAACAAUCGUCCAAACCAAGAUGUUAAAUAUGACAUGAAAGGAAAAUGUCCUGUAAGAGGCAAUGGGAGAAUUAAAAGGUUAAGCAGAAAGGAAAGUGUACCACAAAAUACUCAUGAAUCUACCACAAAAAGUCAUGAAAUGCAUGCACAGGCAGGUGCCGUAGGACCACCACCUCUGAACAAACCAAACUUUGCCAUUAUAACAGAUUCAGGGGCUAACAAUGAAGGAGUGAAAAGUGAUCAUAAUCAUAAUAUGAUUAUACUAAAUUUAAAGAAAAAGGUCAGUAGUAAAGCAAAACCUGCAGUUGCAAAUGUGCAGUUGGAUAAACAGCUUUCUGUAACACCAAGACAUCAUGAAACACAUGCAAAAGAUAGGAGACAACCCCCUCAGAAAAUCCCAAACUUUACUUUAAUUGAUCCAGAACUUUUUAAGGAUAGCGCUGAAGAACAGAAAACUGCUCAUGAGAGAAUUGUACUGAAAUUGGUAAAAAAUGGAGGAAAAUGGGAACUAAAGAAAGACCCGCCUGACUCUAAUGAUUAUGUGGAAGAAGGUGAUGAAGAAGACAAUGAAAAAACAUUGCUGUAUGGGUUUGAUGGUCCUUACGGAAAGAUUGUCAAGGAUUAGAACAAAAGCAAGCCGAGCAUAAUUUCUUCGAAUGAUCAAAAUUAAUGUUGAUGACAAUUGGAUGCUUUUCGAAAUAGAGUGGACUCCUCUCAGAUGCAGAUGAGAUGUUCAUAUACUAUAUACUUCUUCUUACUAUGUAAAUUAUUUUCAGACGUACUGAUUUAAUUUACUCCUAACCUGCUGGAACUUAAAGCAUUACACAACUGUGCAGUAUGAUAAAAGCUAGACUUUUUCAUUUUGGUGUAUUGAAAACGUUUCAACUUUAAAUGGACUGUUUUAAAAUUGAAACUAGAGCAUUAAAGUCCAUUAUGCAAGUUCAGCAGAUUAAGGGCUGAAUAUAAUGUAUUGAGAACUGCUAGCGUUAAAGAUCUUUAUGGAAAUUUAGACCAUUUCAACUUCUGCUCCUGAUUUUUGUGUAUGAAGUAUUGUACAUGAUUAAGUUGACAGGAAUAUUAUGUUUGAGAGCUGAAGCUAUAGGAUAUAUUAUGCUAGCAUUACAGAUAAUUGUGUAACUUUAUAAUACUGCAUGUUUGUAAUGAAUUGUUUUUCAUUGAAUAAUGGUGAUGUUUAUAUAGUUUUAUAUACACAGCUGCUGUCAGUUUAUUAAGGAAUCAGCUUUACUUUGAAAAAUGAAGUUUUCUGUAUUAUAAAUUUGUCAUAAAGAUUUCUAAAAGGUUAUAUAGCUGUAUAUAAACGGUUAUUUGCAAUAUAACCCUUAUGUAGCGGCUCAGCUUAUAUAAUUAUAAAAACAACUGUUUAUAUAGGACCAUAUAACCUGUCAAAAUUCUGUAGGACUAAUAAUAUAUACACGAUCUACACAAGUUGUAUUUGUUUUGAGUCUUCUUUACAUGUGGAAGAAAAUAUUUUAAAGUGAUGUUAUGCCCAAUUUUUUGCUGACGAGUUGAAUCAGUAAUAUUUUUCAAAAGAUUGUUAAUUAUAAUUAAGUGCUUGACCGAUAUUUGAUAAUGAAAGAUAUUAAGGAAAAAAUACAAAAACUACCUAAAAUAUAAUUAUAAAAAAACUGCGCCGCUUUUUAAAAAAAAUUUAUCAAUACAUAUUCUGAGCAAUAUUUAUAAAAAAUUUCUGUGGGUUAAGUGGAUUAUUGAUUAAUUUUGCAUAGUAAUAUAUUAAAUUGAACACAAUUAUGGAAAAAGGUAAAGUUAAUUUUAUUCUAGACUUUUACCAAUGCUCUUGCCAUUUGCACUUUGAUGAGCAUAACACCACUUUAAAAUGUGCCUUGGCAUGCUCUUUGAGAAUUUUUUGGACAAGUUUGAUCAAAUUGUUGAAAUAUUUAUCCUUUUUAUAUUAUAUGAUGAAGUGAAACCCAGAUGCCAAGCAACAGCAAUAACUAUUGUUUAAUUAAAGUGAAAUUUUCAAUUUGUCAAGAAUUGUACAAGAAUUUUAAUACAUUUUUAUUUUAUUUUUUGUAGAUAGUAAAAUCUUUAAUAAGUGUUGUAUAAUAAAGAAUCAUGGUUAACUGAAUGUAUUCCAGAAAGCUAAUUCUGUGAUUUGAGAUAGAGAUUGAAAUUUUAGACUUACAGUUUUUGUUUAUUAUAAGAUUUGGUAACAUUAAUUGAUUUUUAAAAAAAGUUUUAUUCAACGCAACUUCCAGUCUUGAACGAACUGUUUAUAAAUGUUAGAAUUACGCAUAACAAUGUUUUAAUUGCAUGUAAAAUUUUGUACAUAUACAUGUAUAUGUUGAUAGUUAUUGAUUUUUUAAUGUUCGUACCUUUGUUUUUGUACAACUAUACUAGAGAAAUAUAACUAGUCUAUGCAAAUUAAAUAAUUAAGAUUUACUGUGGUCAUCUUUAAUAAAAUGAAGUACUUUUAUUGCAGAAAUUUAUUGAAAUUUAAAAUAUUCUUACUGAAAAUGUCAAAGUUGAGUAAGUAAAUGCAAAACUAUUUUUUUUGGGACGCACCCUACACAAUAUCUCAGGUCAAGUUAAUUUGUUGUUUUUAAACAAAAAAAAGCACUGCCAAUUUUUUUAGUGACAUUUACAAUAUCUUCAUACUGUGUUUUAGACAUAAUUAUCUACUCUGUUGAAUUUGAAUGGUGCAAUAGAAUAUUAUGAGAUGCCAGUGUAUAUAGUUUCUCCCGCUUGCCCUUUAAGUAUGAACCUUGUAUGUUAUGGAGAUUCAGUCGCCAGUAUAAAACAUAUCAGAUUCAAUGUGUCUAUGCAUUCAUACUUCUUUCUAAAUUGUUCUCAAGAAGCUAUGAAACUAUGUGUACAAAUUGUAAAUUACCCACUAAUGCUAUUUACCUUGUUUUCUUCUGUGAGAAAAUGGAGAGUAUCAGAUCUACAUUAUGGUCCAUCCUGUAACAUAUGUUAGGCAUAUGUUCCCUUUCACCAGAAUCACAACUUUUAGAAAUGUUUAAGAGGUUUUGAUUCUUUUGACAUGAACUAUAGCCUGAGAGUAUCACGUUUUAAGGUGUUCCUGGCCAGCGUCUAUAACAUGGCUACCUGAACAAUGUAUAAACUGUGAUAUUAGCAGAUUGUGAAUAACUUCAUUACAUUAAGUUAUAUUGAGUUAUGAAUGUGUACAUAAAGAUUUAAUACUGAAUGUUACAUAUUUUCUAUUAUUUAUUGUUGUUUUAUGAAUUUUCCUAUUAUAAAUGUACAUUUUUGUGAUAUCAUUACUCUCUGUUCACAAGACAACUAACACUCCUUAAUGUUUCGUUUUCGUUUAAGGUUAUCGAACAGGUGUUGCUUAAUUUAAAUCAUAGACAAUGUAGAUUAUAGAUAGUUGUUUUCACAAGUGCCUUUAUAUUUAUAUAAAAACAACAACUGACAUGGCUUAAACACAUCUUAAUCGCCUUAAUAAUUUUGUUUCGGUUAAGGUUAAUUUCUUAAUGUGUUUUUGGCAUUCAUAUAUAUAUUAUAAAAGUUAUUAUUCCUUUCUUAUUCAUUGU
This is a messenger RNA of Ruditapes philippinarum (Manila clam), 5389 nucleotides long. RefSeq names its product DNA-directed RNA polymerase III subunit RPC1-like. The record is from RefSeq and is a predicted model, not a curated record. The transcript has 7 exons. The coding region runs from base 1 to 2478 and encodes 825 amino acids. NCBI's taxonomy places the organism in Eukaryota, Metazoa, Mollusca, Bivalvia, Venerida, Veneridae.